Zymoseptoria tritici IPO323 is the source of this 1059-nucleotide messenger RNA. RefSeq lists its product as uncharacterized. The record is from RefSeq and is a predicted model, not a curated record. The transcript is spliced from 3 exons. NCBI's taxonomy places the organism in Eukaryota, Fungi, Ascomycota, Dothideomycetes, Mycosphaerellales, Mycosphaerellaceae. Bases 1 to 1059 code for a protein of 352 amino acids.
AUGCCGAGCAAGCGUCGCCCACACCACCGCCGACUGUCCUGGCAGCCCGACCAAAACCCACUCACCAUUCGCAUCGGCAGCAGACGAAGUUCGCGAAAAUACCACCAGAUCCAAGUCGCCGGUGCGAAAGAUGCUGGUCGCUUCGCUCGUCUCGUCGGUGAUCAAGUGCGAGCUCAUCCUAGAGACCCUCUCGUCAUCUCCAUUAAUGGCUUUCAGCCUUGGCUCGGCCAUGUCAUCCACUCUUGUAUCGAGGACUACUGGUCGGACAUCUCAGAGCUCGACCGUUCGGUACAAUUUGGCAGUACAAUGCAAUUCCCGGAGAAGGCGAGCAAGCGUGGGAAGUGGAUCCCUUGGACAUUCAUCGUGGACCACAUGAAUGUACCUCAAGUCUACUACUGGUCCGUUGGUAUGACACCUCCAAAAUGGGAGGAACGAGACCCGACCAUCGACAGCUUCCGUUUUCGUACUGGAGUCUGGUUCUGUGGCCGUGGAGCAUGCGUGCUUGAUCGAGAAGUUUCCGUGACCAUCGUCUUCACCCUACCAAAUGCCGUCAGCGAACACGUCGUCACAGAACUCAUGUUCGACUAUCUCUGGCGUGAUGAAGACUUUGAUCAACCACGAGAGGACGAAGAAGGCAUCUGCUGGACAUUUUCAAGACUGUACUACCUCAUCACGGACUGGCAGAAUAUUUUGGGAGAGGUCCUGGCCAGACUAGGAGAGGCGGAAGCUAAUAGUCAUGGGCGACAUCUUCCUGUCAAAACUCGCACGAGGCGUAUGCACAUGGAAGUGGAUCGCAUCUACGAAAUGAAGAAGUUUCUCCGCUUCCACAUGAGAGCGUUCAGCAAGCUGCAGAAAUUGAAGCUCGAUGUGCCGAAGGAUGAGCAGCAAGACCCGUUGUGGGACGACAUGGACGAUGCGAUUGAGGAUCUUGAGCAGUUCGACUCCACGCUCGACGGGCUGAAAGAUCGGCAGGAUUCGGACGGGUGGUUCGCGGUCGAGAUCGUUGUCGAGAAGAAGGUCUUUGGGAUUGAGCAGGUCGCGCUCGAGGAUGAGGAGUGA